This is a messenger RNA of Paramecium sonneborni, 470 nucleotides long. The record is from the annotation of a GenBank genome assembly. Lineage: Eukaryota; Ciliophora; Oligohymenophorea; Peniculida; Parameciidae.
AUGUAGAAUAAGAACAAACCUAAGGAAAUGCUUAAAUUAUAGGGUUAUAAGAGAAGUAAAUGUUUAGUAAUUAAAUAAUAUAGAAUUAUAUAAUAGUUAAGUUAGGAAAUAUAUCUCCAUCAAUACAAAUACUGUUAUUACAUUAAGAUAUACUGAUUAAGUUCUAGAAUUAAAAAAACCAGAAGAACCAUUUGUAAAAGAAUAUCUUUAAUUAGAUGGUAAAGAUAAUCUAUUGUUAGGAGUAGAUGAUUCUGAAAUAGGAAAAAAAGAAUUGAAAAAUCUGUAAUUAUUUUUGAAAUAAAAAAAGAACUUAAAUAGGUAAAAGUUUAAGGUGGUUUAGGCUUUGAUUUUAUAAAAUUAAAAUGACCGAAACUAAAUAGAAGUAGUUGAUUUUUUAUAUAAUUGAAAAGUGAUCUAAAAAGUGAAAGAUUGAGUAAUCAAUGAAAUACUUUUUAAAUUAGGCCCUAUGA